AUGGAUCAACUGUAUGAACAUUUACCCGAAGAGGAAAGCAAUGAUUCUGUACAGAAACAGAAGAUCUUACACAAAGGAAAAGGUAGAGCGCGUAAGAGGUCAAUAGGGUUGGAGGACAUUGACAUAGACGACGAGGACAACAUGUACGUAAACUCUGGUGGAAAUUUCAGUGAUGUCGACGAGUCAACUUCCAUCCCUGUAAAGAGUUUUGGGGCUGUCUUAGAGCAAAAAGAGGCUGACGAACUUCUGGACAAGGAAUACCAGACUUUACUAUUUGGUGCUGUUCAUCCACAUGAUGAAGGGAAAAAGGAGUACAACAUCCCCAAAAAUAGAUUCAUUUCGACAUUUCCGUACGACCACUCCAGAGUAAUUCUCAAAGAUCAGGAGUCGAAACCGGGAUCUGAUUAUAUCAACGCCAACUAUAUUGACGACAGCACAUCCAGAUCAGAAGUCUACAUUGCAGUGCAAGGACCAAAGAAAAAGACUUUUGAGGCGUUUUGGUUGAUGAUUUGGCAGCAAAAAUGCCAUACUCUAGCUAUGUUGGCUAAUCUAUACGAAAAUGGAAAGAACAAAUGCUACAAAUAUUGGCCUAAUAUGGACGACCCGAUCACCACGGCGACAUUUGUCAUCAACCUGAACUCUGAAAAACAGUACGCCUUCUAUGUAAUAAGGGUGAUUACGCUGAAACAUAGACAC
Molecule: messenger RNA, 696 nt
Organism: Mizuhopecten yessoensis (Yesso scallop)
Lineage: Eukaryota; Metazoa; Mollusca; Bivalvia; Pectinida; Pectinidae
Product: receptor-type tyrosine-protein phosphatase epsilon-like
Exons: 7
Biological process (GO): protein dephosphorylation
Molecular function (GO): protein tyrosine phosphatase activity
Source: RefSeq, a predicted model, not a curated record